Molecule: messenger RNA, 2556 nt
Organism: Saccoglossus kowalevskii
Lineage: Eukaryota; Metazoa; Hemichordata; Enteropneusta; Harrimaniidae
Product: fibroblast growth factor receptor 2-like
Biological process (GO): multicellular organism development; positive regulation of kinase activity; protein phosphorylation
Cellular component (GO): signaling receptor complex; plasma membrane
Molecular function (GO): ATP binding; transmembrane receptor protein tyrosine kinase activity; protein binding
Source: RefSeq, a predicted model, not a curated record
AUGGUUGCCUGGCAGUUGGUUGUAAUGCAUUUAUACAUAACAGCAUCGCAGUGGUUCAGUGUAACACCAGAAAAUACUACUGCCAUAGAGGGCGAUCCAUGGGCUAUGUUUGAAUGCACUGUAUCUGACAAGGAAGGAUCUCUAUAUUGGAAGAAAGGCAGUUUGAUCAUUUAUGACGAAAAGGAUGGAGUUGCUGUGGAUCCAGAGAAACAUAGUGUAUCCGGUGAUACAAGUAAUGGGCAAUAUGACUUAACAAUUUAUGACAUCGUGAAAAAUGAUGACGACAGUUAUACAUGUGAAGUGUCUGGUGUGGUCAUUCCUAGUGAUGCAAUACAGGCUACAGCAUACCUUACUGUAUAUUCUUCACCUGAAAAAGUUGUCAUUAUAGUACCAGAUACAGUGACAGAACGUGACACAAACGUUGAAAUGAUGUGUGUUACACAUGACCCAAGAAACGUUACAUAUUCUUGGUUUAAAGAUGGCAUCAUUCUGAAACCACUGGAUAGCAAUCUUAUAAUGAGUGAUGAAAUUCCUAUGCUAGUCAUCAAAACAGUGUUGAGAUCACAUAGCGGUUACUAUACAUGCAUGGCGAGCAACAUAGCAGGGAGCCAAACAAGUGAAGAAGAAUUUCUUGAGGUUUACUUUCAAGCUUGGUCAGUGUCAUUAAGUGGUCCUGGUGAAACAACAAAAACAGGUGAAGCAUUGCGUAUGACGUGUAUUACAAACGGCAGCAAUCAUGAAACGCAUUUGAACUGGUACAAAGACAGACGCCCGUUACAAGAAGACGAAUAUGAGUCACUUGGACCUGAAAAUGAAUAUGAUGGUGCAUUCUAUGGUACGAUAACAACACAGGAUCUACACAUCGCAGUCCAAGCAGAACAUAACUGUGCAUCUUAUCAAUGUGAAGGCAAUAACACACAGUUCACUGACACUAUUUUAUCCAAUGAGGAGACAUUAUAUGUUUAUUAUCCUCCAAUCAUUGAGAACAGGAUUACUAACAGCAGAUGUGCGGCUAAUUUGACUGGACAAGUUAAUAUGAUAUGUGAAAUAAACAGCAAUCCAGAAUCAGUCCUCACAUGGUUAGAUCAGUUCAACGAAACACUAAGCAACGACACAGGCAAAAUGAUCAUCCGUGAACAAAACGAAACUGUUCUUAAAACGAGCAUCUUGACAAUAAUGAGUGUAGAAGAGUCUGAUUUCGGGGAGUAUUAUUGUGUAGCGAGAAACUAUAUUGGUAGUGUUAUUCAUACUGUUCUAUUUUCAGAAAUAUCUUCACCAGACAGCGUAACUGACGUUCGCGUAAUUAAUAAAACGGACACAUCCAUCUCUUUAACAUGGAUACCUGGGUUCAAUGGCGGAGAACAACAAGUAUUUUACAUCGCGUAUAAAGAAUCUUUGGAACACAAUACUGAGUAUACAGCAUAUACAACUAACCCAUUCGACACGAUUUUCAAUUUAAAACCAUCCACAGAAUACCCUAUUAUAGUUGUCAGUAAAAACAAAAUCGGCGAAACGCGAAGUGAAUCAAUAGUCGAAUCAACGCUAUGUGGGAUGAUUGAUGAAAGUUCUGCCGACUGUGCAUUCUUAGGGGUACUUAUGUUAAUUAGUGUAGUAAUUGCCGGCUCAGUUGUAAUUAUUGUAUUCGUACUACAUCGCCACAAACGACGGGCCGAUGGGAGUGACAGCAAAGAUGAUGUAAAACAUUUUGAAGCAAGAGAUGACAGCAUUUAUACUGACUUAGAGGACAUGUCACUGAAGCCAAUAGUAGAGUACGAAAGUCUCGUCAAAACAAGAACUAAACAAGAUUUGGUCGACAAGAAUGAUACAGAUACACUCCUAAUGGAAAUUGAAAUCAUGAAACGAACCGCAGAAUGUGAGCACCUUGUUGCAAUGAUGUAUUGCAACAUUAAAACAGAACCAUACUUCAUGGCGCUAGAAUAUCCAGUGAAUGGACUUGUCAGUGAAUACAUGGCGGAUGCAAAUGCUGGAAUAUCUGAGACAAGCCUCGUUGAAUUAACAUCGAUUGCUAGAGACGUUUCAAGUGGUAUGUCAUUUCUGGAAAGAAAAGAGUGUGUUAUUCGCAUAAUUACACUAAACAACAUAUACAUCGAUAGACAAAAACGAAGUAAAAUAUUUGAUUUAGGAUUUUCGUCUUCUGUUAUGGACAUGGUGACGUUCAAGGCCAAUACUAAGGGAUGUUUGCCUAUAAAGUGGUUAUCACUGGAGUCUGUAUUGGAUCAAAUAUUUACAAGCAAAAGUGAUGUAUGGUCAUAUGGUGUUGUUUUGUGGGAGAUAUUCUCACUGGGAGACAAACCGUUCCCAAAUAUAUCCGGCAAUGAUUUCAUACGCAGAGUGCAACGAGGUCUAAGAUUAAAACAACCAAAAGAAAGUGAUAGUGAAAUCUACAAUAUUAUGAUGCGGUGCUGGGCAGAAGAUCCCUCUAAACGUCCAACAUUUGAUGUUAUUGAAAUGCAACUUGAAAACAAAGUUAAUAAAAUCCAUGAGGGAUACCAUCAUCUACCGAAAGAAAGAAAUACAACUGGUACUAAUGUUUAA